Molecule: messenger RNA, 831 nt
Organism: Protopolystoma xenopodis
Lineage: Eukaryota; Metazoa; Platyhelminthes; Monogenea; Polystomatidea; Polystomatidae
Source: the annotation of a GenBank genome assembly
AUGCUUACCCGUCUCGUAGUACGUCUCUCCGCAUUUCCGGUUUCCUCUCCCGAAUAUAUGUCUCUGCGAAGUUUGCUCAUCUGGUUCUCCAAAACUGUGGAGCUACUCUUUCCCUGGCUUAAAGUCAACGAGAUGCAUCGAGAAGUGAAAGAUCUGCUUCGCCGUGCCAAAAAUCAUGUUGAUUCCAUAUUCGCCCAUAUAAAGUUGCGCAUCAACCUUGAACUCCUUGAGCUCAUUUGCCCCUACACUUCGUGUAUUUCUACGCAUUCUCUCGUCCUAAACACCUCUGACCGUCCCUAUAUACCUGUUGUAUCAUCUGCAAAGUGUGAGCUCCCUUCUGCUCCAUCCUUGGCUUGCUCUUCCUCUGGCAAUUGGCCUCUCUAUGUUUCCUGCCCUUCGCCAUCGACCCCUCCUUCACCUUCGCUCACUCUCUCGCCUUCCCUCUCUCCUCCAGCUGUCGCCACAGGUCCUUUCGUAUCUACGCAGCAGCUGCAUGCCGCUGUGUGUACUCACCUCUCCCGGCACCAUCACGCCCAAGUAGCUUGGUCUGAAGCCAGUCGUCUCCUUUCUGAAAAUACUGAUAGUGCUAUCAACAAUGGUGAUGACCUUGAGUCACCGCUUCUCAGUCUCUUUCGGAUCCCCAAUUCCGUCGGCAAUGCUUACCCCGGAUCCAACCUGAGGCAGAAAUUAAGGGGAAAAACUACCGGCUCUGGUCGCCUUCCACCUUGUGCUUUGCCCAAACUGGUCACAGCAGACGAGACGAGGCGACUAGAGCUAGCAGACGAUAGGUGGAUUGAACAUUGGUCUCGUGUAGAGGAGAAAAGUAUGUAG